AUGGAGAAGCGCACCCGGCGUCUUGGCCACAAGAAGUCGAGGAACGGAUGCCAGCGCUGCAAAGCGCGCCGCGUCAAGGUACGAGAGACCCGCGAGUCGAGCACCGCUCUGCCCUCUCUCCACGAACUCACGUCUUGGGGGUUGUUGGCAGUGCGACGAGGAACGCCCGUGCCGGAAGUGCGUCGCCCACGGGGCCCACUGCAGUCUCGUCGAUCAACCCGCGACGUCUCUGUCAACGUCGACGUCGACGUCUCCAUUAACGGCGCCGCCGCAGCCGCCGCCGCAGCCGCCCCAUGCGCCAACUGCGCCAACUGCGCCCCCGAAGCCCGCUGCUGCUCGGCAAUUCGUCCCGAUCCGCCCAGCUGCGGAGGGCGCUCACGAGGCAGCGACGCCUCGCCGUACCCCGGAGACCCGGCACGGGAUCCGCGCGUCGACCCCGCCGCGGAUCCCGGGGACCUUUCGGAGAAUUGGCUGCAAAGUUUACGCCUGAUGCACCAUUACAACACCAGCACGUGCCAUGUCUUGAUCAACCACAGAUGCACGGAAGAGCUUUGGAAGACGGCUGUUCCUGAGAUGGCUUGCUCGCACAAAUUCCUUAUGCACGGCCUGCUGGCCCUCUCGGCCAUGCACUACGCGAGCCUCCACCCCCAUGAACAGAAGAAAUGGGACAUCAUCUCGGUGCACCACCAAAACCUUGCCCUGCGCUCCUUCGCCCUCCGUCUCAACGACAUCAACCAGGACAACUGCGAGGCAUACUUCUUCCUGGCCACGCUCAUCUUCAUUCUCAGCAUCUACUCCGUCGCUCACGGCACCCGCCUGGGCAGGGCCGUCUCGCUCGAUAACGUCAGCCAGUGCUUCAUGCUUCUUCAUGGCAUCAAGGGCAUCCUCGAAUUCCAGCCCAUCGAGAAAUGGAGGCAACGCGGCGGGCCCCUCGACACCCUGCUGCGUGCUGCCGAGGUGCCGCCGGGUGGGAGCUGGUCGUCGUCGCCGUUCCAGAAGCGCCUCGACGCCGUCACCGUCCUGGCUCGCGAAGUCCGCGCCUCCUUCAACGAGGUCAUCAACCCGCAGUCCGUUUGCGUGCUGGCGCUCGAGUCACUGCGGAGGACGCACCAGAUCUGCAAGAGCGCAGACGACGAGCCGGACGGAGUCGACAAGUCGGGCGUCGCUUGGGCGUGGGCCGCCAACCUGCCGCCCCUGUUCAUCGAAAUGAUUGACAGCCGACACCCGACCGCCCUCGUCAUCCUGGCGCACUACGCCGCGCUGGCGAGGCUGUUUGAGCAGGCGUCGAACUGGCUUUUCUACGGCUGGAGCGACACCGUCAUGUCCCUCCUGGACGAAGCCCUGGACGACGAGUGGCGGCCCUGGAUUGAGUGGCCGAAGCGGAGCUUGACGGAGAGAAUCGAUGUCGACGACAUGGAGGUCUGA
Molecule: messenger RNA, 1425 nt
Organism: Colletotrichum higginsianum IMI 349063
Lineage: Eukaryota; Fungi; Ascomycota; Sordariomycetes; Glomerellales; Glomerellaceae
Product: Fungal Zn binuclear cluster domain-containing protein
Exons: 3
Coding region: 1-1425 (474 amino acids)
Biological process (GO): regulation of transcription by RNA polymerase II
Molecular function (GO): DNA-binding transcription activator activity, RNA polymerase II-specific
Source: RefSeq, a predicted model, not a curated record